AUGUCGUCGGUUCUCACUCUAAUGUCCGCCGCCGCAGUAACUGUGAGCCAACAACACCAGUCCUCAAAAAACAUGCUGCCUCAGUGGCACAACCACAUUGAAAGAACUACAACCCCUCCAGCACAGCAGCCGCAACAACCGACACUGACGACCACCUCGUCGGUUAAACUCGAGGCCCCGUCCCUAUCCUCAUCAACUCACAGUAGUGGACAUAUUUCUCCCCACGCCAACAGUUCCACCGGUCAGUCACGUUCUGGCGUCCCACCAUUGGAUAUGCUGAAUAUUUUUCGAAGUCUUCAGGAUAGACCAGUGGCCGCUGAUCAACUGCAUUACGCAACGGCAAUCGCCGCGGUGCUGGCAUCAGUGGCCUCCAAUGGGCUACCCAGAUCAGGCAGUAUCGAUCCACCGGUGGAGUUUGCUGGAGGAUCCUCCAGAGAUCCCCCACCACGAGAGCUCAGAUCACCAACGCCUGUUCCACCUCCCCAUCUCCCGCCACCCCCACCUCCGUAUUUUCGGAUGAACACAGAGUUGAAUGCCUUUAUGAAGCGGGUUCAAGAUGAGGAAGCGGAGAUAAGAAAGCGCGACUGUCCUAAAGCCGAACUUGCCGAGCCAGAGUUGUGGAAAGCAUUCCAUAAAAUGACCACCGAGAUGGUGAUAACAAAGUCUGGUCGGCGAAUGUUUCCAGCAUACAAGAUAAACGUGACCGGGCUCGAUCCGAGGGCGAAGUACGUGAUGAUGAUGGACAUUGUGCCACGGGACCAGAACCGUUAUAAGUUCCACAACAACGGAUGGGCCGUUGCAGGGAAGGCCGACCCCGAGCCAACAAAGCGUCCCUACAUCCACCCCGACUCACCGGCCACGGGGGAACAGUGGAUGCAGAAGCCCAUCUCCUUCCACAAACUCAAACUCACCAACAACAUCGCUGAGCGGCAACCCUUUCAAGCCGUGCUCAAUUCAAUGCACAAGUACAUACCCCGCGUGCACAUUGUUAGGGCAGACGACCUCAUGAAGAUAAAUUUCUGCGAGUUCGUAACUUUCUCAUUUGAGGAGUCGGAGUUUAUCGCCGUAACUGCAUACCAAAAUGAGCAGAUUACGCAACUGAAGAUCGACCAUAAUCCAUUCGCGAAGGGUUUCCGUGAUAACGGGAGUGGAAGACGAGAAAAAAAACGCCAACGACUUCAGCAAAUGCCAUUUCUUAAUGCGGUCAACAGUGCAGCCACGGAGGACGUCGACGAAGACGCUAAAUCAAAUGAAGAAGAAAGAAAAACCGAGGACCCUCUCCUGUCAGUCCUUCGACAGCCUCCUUUUCCCCGCCCAUUUUCCCGAUUCCCUCCUCUUCCACCCAUUUCGCUCUCACUUUUCCAUUCAGCGAGGGGAGGUGGAGGGGGUUUUGGGGAUGUGCGCUUGCGUUUACCUCCACUCGGUCCGUGUCUUCCCGCAGGGUGCCUCCUCGAAUACCCCCUGGCAGAGCGCCUUUGGAGCGAGUUCGGAGAGCCAGAGAGGUUUAUGGCCGUUGGCACAAAUGCUGCUACUGACCGACGACAGGGUAGUCUAGCGGACCUUAUCAGCCAGUCCAUGAGAAGCCAAGAGAAUCCACCAACCUUUCCACCACCUCCACGACUGGAAACCCUCGCUCAAUUGGAUAAGUCGCCUCCUACCACGUCGGUACUUCAGCAGCGACACACUGUCCACCACUGUCCAGCACACAGACCGGCUCCUCCUUCGUCUCCACUAAGGCCGGUCACCAACUCCAAGGAAAUUGGCCAUGGUGACUCACUGGAUGCUCCAUCUGCCUCCCCUCAUUGGUCAAUCAAGGAGCAACUGACUAUCCUCAUCGCCGAUGAUGUUGAGAGGGGAGACGACCUCGAAUGA
Mesocestoides corti is the source of this 1872-nucleotide messenger RNA. Lineage: Eukaryota; Metazoa; Platyhelminthes; Cestoda; Cyclophyllidea; Mesocestoididae. The record is from the annotation of a GenBank genome assembly.